CACGGAGCGGCGUGCUUCCGGGUCCCUGGCGCGCUGCACGUUGGGAGGCUGGAGCGAGUCGGAGCGCGCCGUCGGACGAUUUGACCACAUACAGCCUCAGUUAUGUCCAUUGGCGUGCCGAUUAAAGUUCUGCAUGAAGCAGAGGGUCAUAUUGUGACCUGUGAGACCAACACUGGCGAAGUAUACCGGGGCAAACUCAUUGAGGCAGAGGACAACAUGAAUUGCCAGAUGUCCAACAUCACAGUGACCUACAGGGAUGGCCGUGUGGCACAGUUAGAGCAGGUGUAUAUUCGCGGGAGCAAAAUAAGGUUCCUUAUCUUGCCAGAUAUGCUGAAAAAUGCACCAAUGUUGAAAAGUAUGAAGAAUAAAAACCAAGGUUCUGGGGCCGGAAGAGGCAAAGCAGCUAUUCUUAAAGCCCAGGUGGCUGCAAGAGGAAGAGGACGUGGAAUGGGGCGUGGCAACAUUUUUCAGAAGCGGCGAUAAAGUGGCUUUGGUGAAUUGAAAAUUGUUCUAGCAGCUAUUGGGUCUGGCAUUUGGUGCUUCAAUAAACGUGUUUCUUACAAAA
Varanus komodoensis (Komodo dragon) is the source of this 565-nucleotide messenger RNA. It is a transcript of the gene SNRPD3, whose product is annotated as small nuclear ribonucleoprotein D3 polypeptide. The transcript is spliced from 4 exons. NCBI's taxonomy places the organism in Eukaryota, Metazoa, Chordata, Lepidosauria, Squamata, Varanidae. Gene Ontology annotation, molecular function: RNA binding. The record is from RefSeq and is a predicted model, not a curated record. Gene Ontology annotation, biological process: RNA processing; spliceosomal snRNP assembly. The coding region runs from base 103 to 483 and encodes 126 amino acids. Gene Ontology annotation, cellular component: SMN-Sm protein complex; U12-type spliceosomal complex; U4 snRNP.